Messenger RNA from Dermacentor silvarum, 1223 nucleotides. Its product is annotated as vesicle transport protein SFT2C-like. Gene Ontology annotation, cellular component: membrane. Lineage: Eukaryota; Metazoa; Arthropoda; Arachnida; Ixodida; Ixodidae. The record is from RefSeq and is a predicted model, not a curated record. Gene Ontology annotation, biological process: vesicle-mediated transport.
CCCAGCAUUCUUGUCUCCAAAUUUGAGACACUUUCAGUGGCAAUUCUCUACUGUAGCAUAACAUUAAAAAUUUCCUCGUUUCAUAUAACCCUCGUACGAGGCGAACAGUUGAAAAUUGGCGUAAACGCAGAUUACAUUGAGUAGCUUCGCGCGCAGGGAUACACUAAAUGACGUCACACGCAUUCUGUGACGCAAGAGAUCGUUCCCACGCCUGCUGCAGGCUCGCUCAGCUCGCUCGGUUGCGUGCGCCUGUGGAGUGCCGAAAUCAGCUGAAAGCACGUUGCAAUGGUGGCACGUAGUCUUGGUAGCCGCAACCGUCCCCGUUCCUGAGGGCCCUCUUCCUGUCACAUUCCCGUAUGCGAUGAACGUUGAUCUGUAGCCUGCCAAUUUCGGAGCCGCGAAAAUAUGGGCGACCUCAAUAGACAGCUGCGAGAUUACCUUAAUCGCAAUGAGGCGAGAAAAGAGAGCUCAAUAUUCGCGAGCACCGAAUCUCUCAAAAAGUUGCUCAGCCCCAGCAGCAAUAGCUCCGAGCCAUCCAGUAACGGCGCCGGCACCAACAGCUGGUUUUCUGAGGCCGCGAACGACUCCUGUUUACCUAGCCUGACUAGAAAACAGCGCAUUGUCGGCUUCGCUGGAACGCUUCUGAUGGGCUGCUUUUGUAUGGUUUUGGCAGGACUUUAUAUUCCUGUGCUAGUCUUCAAGGCCCGGAAGUUCGCCUUGCUUUACACGCUAGGAAGCCUUUUUAUAAUAAGCAGCUUUGCCCUGCUACGAGGCCCAAUGAACCACGUAAAGCAACUGUUGUCACUGAAGCAGCUUCCAUUUACCACUGCCUACUUUGGGACCACGUUUGGCACCCUCUACUUUGCAUUGGUGGUCAAAAGCACGCCGCUCACUGUGCUCUUCACAAUAUGCCAGUGUGCCACCAUCAUCUGGUUUGUCCUUGCGUCGAUACCGGGAGGAGAGACCGGACUCAAGUUCUUUUCUCGUGUAUUCACUGGUGUGGUGACGCGAACUGCGAGCAAGACGUUACCCGUUUGACCGUGUUCCACAGACCUGGUGCAGCCUGCAUCCAGCAGACCCGUGAAAAUUGUAUCGUCACGUACCAAUCUUGUACAUAUGAUGCUUUAAGAUCGCUACCCAACCGUUGCUGGGUUAUGUCUACCAGUCACGUUACAAUUGUACAGAACGGCAAUGAAAUAAAAAAGUACCUUUUGGUAUUUUCC